Carassius auratus (goldfish) is the source of this 1705-nucleotide messenger RNA. Its product is annotated as eukaryotic translation elongation factor 1 epsilon-1. Bases 29 to 550 code for a protein of 173 amino acids. Gene Ontology annotation, cellular component: nucleus; aminoacyl-tRNA synthetase multienzyme complex; cytoplasm. The record is from RefSeq and is a predicted model, not a curated record. The transcript is spliced from 4 exons. Gene Ontology annotation, biological process: positive regulation of DNA damage response, signal transduction by p53 class mediator. NCBI's taxonomy places the organism in Eukaryota, Metazoa, Chordata, Actinopteri, Cypriniformes, Cyprinidae.
UGUCCGCUUUGUUUCCGGUGUGAUCAAGAUGGCGUUAAGGGAGUUAAACUCGUUGGAGAGAUUUCUAGGAUUAAAAAAGCCAAAUAAAUACAGCACGCAAGGAGGGAAAAAGGUCCCUGUUCUCCAAAACAAUAAUGGGCCCGCAUUGAUUGGUCUGGUCACUAUAGCGUCCCAUCUGGUCCAUGAGGCUCAGAGACCUGAGCUGUUAGGAGACAGCGCUGAACAAAGAGCUGUGGUCCAGCAAUGGCUCGAACACCGAGUAACACGACUAGAUAACUCGUCUAAAGAAGAAGUCAAAGUUAUUUUGAAGGAUCUUAACCAGUACCUUGAGGACAAAGUUUACCUGGCUGGGAACGACUUCACCCUGGCAGACAUCCUCAUGUAUUACGGCAUUCACCACAUUGUUGUGGAAUUGGCUGUACAGGAGAAAGAGCGAUAUCUGAAUAUCACCAGGUGGUUUGAUCAUAUCCAGCACUAUCCAGGCGUACGACACCAUUUACCUCCUGUGGUGGUUUUGAGGAACAGAGUUUACCCAAGUGGUCACCACUGAAAGCCUUGAUAACUAGUUGUGAUUGUCAAAUAAUCCUGAACUAAUGAUCACAAUAUGUGGUGUUUUACACCACAAACCUAAUGUUAACCCAAACAGUCAGAAGACUAAAUACCUUCUUUUUUUUUUUUUUUUUGGUGUGAGCAAGUUCAUGUCCAUUAGCAGUGUUAUUUUUGUGUGUUAAGAAUGAGUGUAGUUUGUGAUAGGUUUAUUCAAAUAAUGUGGAUUAGAGGACCUAAGAAUCAACAAUGAGAAUAGUGGCUGCGGUUAAAUAAAACUUUUGCAAAUGGAAAAGCAGUUAAUUUAAGUCAUUAUUUAAGAUAACAUGGAUAUCCCUCAUUUCAAGCCACACAUAUCUUUUCUCAUUUGGCAUUUUCGUUUGCCUCUUUCUCCUAGUCUUGGCGCUGGUGUGGGCAGUACUCUGAGGUUUGACAGGAUGUCAUGUUCUUCCUCUGGGGCAGUGGGCAGACUACCAGCUAUAGCUGCACAGACAGCGCUGGUGUGUUCGGAUUUUCAUGUACUUUUCAAUCCAUCCACAACCAGUGUGUAAUUUUCCCCAAAAUCCCCUUAUUUGAUAGCUUAGAAUUUUUUUAGACAGUUAAAGUAUUCAAUCGCUUAAUCCACUUCUGUUAUAUAAAUCACUGGCUGCGUCAAAGGUUUUCAAUCAUUAUUUCAAUCAUAUUUUUGAAUCAGGCAUUGUUGAAGAUCUGUGCUUGUGUUUUCUUGGCACAAAAUGUAAAGCAUUUUUUUUUUAUAUAAAGGGUUCAAGACAAAAAAAAAAAAGCUUUUCCAGUUCCAAGAGACUUGUUCCUGAGAACAUGGCAGCUUUAUUAAUCUUAAAAGGUUGACUUAAAACAUCUUUCAGGAAACCAAAUGCUUCAGACAGCAUACAACAUGUGGCCAAUCUGGUUUGGAGCUGCUCUGUCCGUAGCCUUUAUGGUGGAAAAUCCUCAUCUUAUGAAAGGGAGAUGUGUUUUUGCACGUUUACUUAUCUGCUGUGCAUAUGCUGACAAAAAGAUCUCUCUGUUCUUUUUAUUAUACUUCCUUUCCCUGUAAGCCUUCUUUAUGAAAUGUCUGCUGUUCUCAAGCUCAAGUUUGUGUUCUUUAAUGUCAACAGAAUGUUGUCCUGUGCCAAUAAAUGAAAAAGGGAAAACAGAA